Molecule: messenger RNA, 4133 nt
Organism: Talpa occidentalis (Iberian mole)
Lineage: Eukaryota; Metazoa; Chordata; Mammalia; Eulipotyphla; Talpidae
Gene: DLGAP2
Product: DLG associated protein 2
Biological process (GO): signaling
Cellular component (GO): postsynaptic specialization; glutamatergic synapse
Molecular function (GO): molecular adaptor activity
Source: RefSeq, a predicted model, not a curated record
AUGCGGUCAGAGGGCGCUGGAGAGAAGAGGAAGGAUCUUGGCGAGGCCUGGUCAGUGGAGCCACAGCCGCCCAGCGGCCCCAGGGCGGCGCCGGACCUGUUUGGAAAGCAGGCCUGGGUGGGUGUGACUGGUUGGGGAGAGGGCACGCUGGAGCGGGGGUCCCUAAAGUGUGCCCACCUUUUGUAUAAAAACGGGAACCCUGACACCGUGUCCACAGCAGGCGCCCCUGUGGAGGGGGCGGGCAGCCGGCACGGGCCGGCCAGGGCGGAGGCCGCCGGGCACCAGCGCCUGGGGCGCUGCUCACGCGCCCUGCGCCCCCGAAGCCGCGGCCCGGCGGGCUGGCUGUGGCGGUUCUGGCGCGAGCGGACGAGCCCCCGGACCCGCGCAGCGCGAGGCCGGCCCGGCCGGGGCAGGGGGUCGGCGCGGGGCCCGGGCGCGGGGGCAGCGGCCGGGCGGCCCGGACGAGGCGGCUUCGCGGCCGAAGGGCUGAUCUGCGGAGAGUGUCCAGGGAAGACGCCCGCGGAGGGGCCGGCGCAGGGCCACGUGCGCGGGGACAGCGCCCGGCACCGCCGCGGAGUUUCCGGCGGGGCACCUGGAGGAGUGCACAGCUGCCCGCACGUGUGUGACGGCCACUGGAGCUGUGGGGCUGGGACCCGGGCUGUCGCUCUCAGCCUGGCCGGGGCCUGCCGUACCACCUGCGGCCUGGGGAGUCUCACGGAGAAGGAAGAGGGCGGGGACCUGGCCCAGCCGGGCAUCAGCUUUCCGGGGCCGGCGGAGGAGGACCUAGACCCGCGUUAUUCAUGGUCCCCGACACGGCCCUACAGCGAGGACAGGUGCUCCCCAGCCCCCAGGAACAUGAGGGGUUUGUCUGGGAGCCGCAACCCCCCGCAGCUAUGUUCUGGGCACACGUGUGGCCUCACGCCCCCCGACGGCGGUGAGCUCGUGCCGGACCACCUGCACCAUGGGCCGGAACCCCGGCCGCCCUACCUGCUCAGCCCGGUGGAGAGCUGCCCACGGGAGCACCGCUGCUCACCCCGCAGCUCCGUGCACUCGGAGUGCGUGGUGAUGCCCAUGGCGCUGGGCGAGCACAUGUCCAGCAGCACCUUCCCACGCAUGCACUACAGCGCCCACCACGACCCCCGGGACGACGGCACCAUGGCACACGCCAGCGCCAAGGCCAACCGCAUCCCGGCCAACCUGCUGGACCAGUUUGAGAAGCAGCUGCCGCUGCACCGGGACGGCUUCCACACGCUGCAGUACCAGCGGGCCUCAGCCGCUGAGCCGCGCAGCGAGAGCCCCGGCCGCAUCCGGCACCUGGUGCACUCCGUGCAGAAGCUCUUCACCAAGUCCCACUCGCUGGAGGGCUCCUCCAAGAGCCACAUCAAUGGCACCAAGGGCGACAGCCGGCCGGACGACCCCCCACAUGGGCACCACGCCAAGCACGGCAAGCGGAGCAAGAGCAAGGAGCGCAGGCCCGAGAGCAAGCCCCGGGCAGGCCUGAGCAGCUGGUGGAGCUCCGAUGACAACCUGGACAGCGACAGCACCUACCGGGCCUCCAGCGUGAUCAGCCGCCACCCCCUGGACCCCCUGGCCCACUGCUACCCCGAGCCGCUCCCGGGCCCCUUCGGGGAGCUCUCGCUGAAGACUUCCAAAAGCAACAGCGACGUCAAGUGCUCGGCCUGCGAGGGCUUCGCCCUGACACCGGAUGCCAAGUACAUGAAGCGCAGCUCCUGGUCCACGCUGACGGUCAGCCAGGCCAAGGAGGCCUACCGCAAGAGCUCUCUGAACCUGGACAAGCCCCUGGCCCACCCCGACAUCAAGCCUUCCUUGAGGUCUUGCCAUUACCUCCAGGUGCCGCAGGACGAGUGGGGCGGCUACCCCGUGGGGGGUAAGGACGAGGAGAUCCCCUGCAGGAGGAUGAGGAGCGGGAGCUACAUCAAGGCCAUGGGCGACGAGGAGAGCGGGGAGUCGGACUCCAGCCCCCGCACUUCGCCCACGGCCGCCGUCCGGCCGGAGCCUCUCCUGGUGUCCAUGGGACCGAGGCCGCUCGGCGAGCUGCAGACCCCGAGCUUCCUGCCGGCGGCCGGCGACGGGCCCGGCGCCCACGGCCUGGACCUCCCCAAGUUCCGCUCGCGGAACCAGAGCUACAUGCGCGCCGUCAGCACCCUGAGCCAGGCCAGCUGCGUGAGCCAGGUGAGCGAGGCCGAGGUCAACGGGCAGCUGGAGUCGGUGUGCGAGUCCGUCUUCAGCGAGGUGGAGUCUCAGGCCGUGGAGGCCCUGGGCCUGCCCGGAUGCUUCCGGACGAGGAGCCACAGCUACCUCCGAGCCAUUCAAGCUGGCUACUCCCAGGAGGACGAGUGUGUCCCCAUGAUGGUGCCCCCCAGCGUCACCUCCACCGUCCGCUCAGCUACAGCUGUCCCGUAUACAAACUACAAGAAGACGCCACCCCCCGUUCCUCCCCGGACCACCUCUAAGCCCCUGAUCUCGGUGACCGCCCAGAGCAGCACCGAGUCCACGCAGGACGCCUACCAGGAUGGCCGUGCCCAGCGGGGCACCCCUUGGGCCCAGGACGGCCGAGGCCUCUACGACUCCACAGAGAGCCUGGACAGCACCAAGGCCCUGAGCCUGGCCCUGGAGACGGCCGCGGCCCAGCGCCUGGAGGGUUCAGCCCGCACCAGCGACAAGGCCAUGCUGGCCGCCAAGGCCGAGGCCUUCCUGCAGAGCCGGCACGCGUCGGUGGGCAUCCAGGACUCUGAGCUCCCAGACCACCAGCCAUACCCAAGGUCAGAUGUGGAGACGGCGACCGACUCGGACACGGAGAGCCGGGGCCUGCGGGAGUACCACUCGGUGGGCGUGCAGGUGGAGGACGAGAAGCGACACGGGCGCUUCAAGCGCUCCAACAGCGUGACGGCCGCCGUGCAGGCUGACCUGGAGCUGGAGGGCUUCCCGGGCCCGGUCCCCACGGAGGACAAGGGGCUGCAGUUCGGCUCCCCCUUCCAGCGGCGCUCGGAGCCCAGCACCCCCACCCAGUACGGGGCGGUGCGGACUGUGCGCACCCAGGGGCUCUUCAGCUACCGUGAGGACUACCGGGCGCCCGUGGACACCACCAGCCUCCCGGCGCCCGAGCCCUGGCUGGAGCCAGCCGUGGAGCCGGUGGACAGUGGCCGCAUGUCCCCCUGCCGCCGGGACGGCGCCUGGUUCCUGCAGCUGCUGCACUCGGAGACCAAGCGGAUGGAAGGCUGGUGCGCCGAGAUGGAGCGGGAGGCGGAGGAGAAGGACCUCUCUGAGGAGACCCUCGGCAAGAUCAGGAGUGCGGUGGGGAGCGCCCAGCUGCUGAUGUCCCAGAAGUUCCAGCAGUUUUACUGGCUCUGCCAGCAGAACAUGGACCCCAGUGCCAUGCCCAGGCCCACCUCCCAGGACCUGGCGGGCUACUGGGACAUGCUGCAGUUGUCCGUGGAGGACGUCAGCAUGAAGUUCGACGAGCUGCAGCGGCUGAAGCUCAACGACUGGAAGGCCGUCGAGUCCCCGGGGAGGAAGGAAGAGCGGAAGAUCCCCCCUCCGAUACCAAAGAAGCCCCUCAAAGGGAGAUUUCCUAUCACGAGAGAGAAGUCUCUGGACCUGCCGGACAGACAGCGCCAGGAGGCCCGGAGACGGCUGAUGGCGGCCAAGAGGGCUGCGUCCUUCCGCCAGAACUCCGCCACCGAGCGUGCGGACAGCAUCGAGAUCUACAUCCCCGAGGCCCAGACCAGGCUCUGAGCUGCUGCCGCCAGCCCCGGAGCCACCCCAUCCUGCCACCGCCCCCUCUGCUGUGUCCCCUGUGCCGCACAUGUGCACGCGCGUGCACAUGCACACACCACACACCUGUGCAAAUACAUCACAUCUGCACAUCACACAAGCACAUGGCACACCCAUGCACGCAUGCCACACUACACCCACACCCACACAACACAUACACACGUGUGCACACCACACACCAUGCACAAGCCACACCUCCACACGCACAGCCUGUGUGCACACGCCACACGAUGCCACUCACACACACAAUGCACUGGCCACAUGUGCACAUACCUGUGCACAUGCGUCAUGCAGGCGUGCACACACCACACGCAUGCACACUCCACACCACGCACACC